AUGGGAGAGGAAGAACCUUAUGUUGAAUUCUAUGAAAAAAUUAUUGGGAUAUGGAGCCUUGCAAACCUAUAUGAGUCAGAGUUGCGUCCUGUAAAGAAGGCCAACAAGAAUUUAGCAUUGAAAGUUAUAAAAGAAGAAGAUGAUGAUUGUAAUGAGAUUGAUCUGAAGCAACUUGCCUUAAUCACUCAUCAUUUUCAAAAGCUACUGAAGAAGAAAAAUUCUAAAGGAAGUGCUUCAGGUACAAGAUCUUCUAUAAACAAGACAAAUUCUAAAGGAAGUGCUUCAGGUACAAGAUCUUCUAUAAACAAGACGUCAAAAGAUGGGUCUCAAAGAUUCAUUCCCAAGUCUGAAGAAAGGAAGUGUUAUGCAUGCUCAGGUAUGGACAUGAACCCAAAGAGUGUGCAAACACUAUCUAAACAAAAAGAGGAGAAGAAAGCCCUGAAAGCCUCUUAUAAUUCUUGGAGUGAGAGUGAGUUAGAUAUGUCCAAGGUUAAGGAGGAAGAGAUUGCUUUUGUUGCCCUUGAAAACAAUGAUGAAUAUGAUGAUUCAGAUGAGGAGGACGUAGAUAUUGAAGAAACCAUAGAAAGGUACAAGGAAUUGUAUCUUAACUUUGACAAGUGA
Prunus armeniaca (apricot) is the source of this 621-nucleotide messenger RNA. NCBI's taxonomy places the organism in Eukaryota, Viridiplantae, Streptophyta, Magnoliopsida, Rosales, Rosaceae. The record is from the annotation of a GenBank genome assembly.